GGCUGCCAGCCGGUUUGGUUGCGUGUGCUGAAGGUCAUUGGCAGCGCGCGCGGCGGCGGUUGCAGUUGUCGUUGGUGCGGCGGUUGCUGGCGGAUUUUCGUGCUCCUUCCCUCAGCACCCCCUGCUGCCCCCCACGACCUGUGCACCAUGGCAUGCGCCUCCUCGCUCUUCGCCGCGGUACCGCUCGCGUCGCCUGUUGUCGUCUUCAAGUUAACGGCUGACUUCAAAGCGGACACGCACCCUAAGAAGGUCAACUUGGGAGUAGGGGCUUAUCGUACUGAUGAAGGUCAACCCUGGGUCUUGCCUGUAGUGAGGAAGGUGGAACAGGAGAUUGCUAAUGAUAACAGUCUUAAUCAUGAAUAUGUGCCCAUUCUGGGCUUUCCAGAGUUCACUAAACUCGCUUGUGAACUAAUUCUUGGAAAGGACAGCCCUGCCAUCGCGGAAAAUAGGGUGGGUGGCGUGCAGUGUUUAGGAGGGACUGGUGCUCUUCGAAUGGGUGCUGACUUUCUGCGCCUUUGGUACAAUGGACCUAACAACACAUCCACACCUUUAUAUGUUUCUUCACCUACAUGGGCAAACCAUAAUGGAGUGUUCGGUGCUGCAGGAUUCACUGACAUACGCAACUAUCGUUACUGGGACCCAGCCAAGCGUGGCCUCCAUCUACAAGGGCUUCUGGAGGACAUGGAGAAUGCUCCAGAAUUUUCCAUUUUUGUGCUGCAUGCAUGUGCGCACAAUCCAACUGGUACGGACCCAACACCAGAGGAAUGGAAGAAGAUUGCUGAGGUCAUGAAGAAGAGGUCCCUUUUCCCAUUCUUUGAUGCAGCCUAUCAGGGCUUUGCAUCUGGUGACUUGGAUAAAGAUGCCUGGGCUGUUCGUUACUUUGUGAGCCAGGGGUUCGAGCUCUUCUGUGCACAGUCUUUUUCUAAGAAUUUUGGACUAUACAAUGAACGAAUUGGGAACCUGUGCAUUGUGGCCAAGGACACUGACAAUGUGACAAGGAUUCGCUCUCAAAUGGAGAAGAUAGCCCGGACUAUUUGGUCAAAUCCGCCAGCUCACGGGGCUCUAGUUGUAACCAGGACCCUGAGUAACCCACAGCUCUUAGCUGAAUGGAAAGGUAACGUGAAGACCAUGGCUGACCGUGUUUUACUAAUGAGAGCACAGUUGAAAGAGAAGCUGCAGAAACUGGGAACCCCAGGCACUUGGGACCAUCUCACCCAGCAAAUUGGAAUGUUCAGCUUCACAGGACUUGAUCCUUCCCAAGUUGAUUAUAUGAGAAAGAAGAAACAUAUCUAUCUCAUGGCCAGUGGCCGCAUCAACAUGUGUGGCCUAACCUCUGGCAACUUGGACUACGUGGCAGAAUCCAUUCAUGAAGCAGUGAAGAGCAGCCAGUGCCAGUAAUCUCACCCACUUGACAUUGUGACCACUGAAGCAACUUGCUUGUAGAUGUGAUUUUGUGUGUGUGUGUGUGGGGGGGCAGUGGGGUAUUUCUUUGGUCUUCUGGAUUCCCCUGACUGCCUCCCUCCUCCGUCCUCUGCCUGAUCUAAGAAGUUAAUUGGCAAAGAGAAGCCCUGGAAUUGGGAUAUAAUAAAAUCGUCAAGAGAUA
This is a messenger RNA of Rhincodon typus (whale shark), 1603 nucleotides long. It is a transcript of the gene got1, whose product is annotated as glutamic-oxaloacetic transaminase 1, soluble. The record is from RefSeq and is a predicted model, not a curated record. Lineage: Eukaryota; Metazoa; Chordata; Chondrichthyes; Orectolobiformes; Rhincodontidae. Bases 148 to 1398 code for a protein of 416 amino acids. The transcript is spliced from 9 exons. Gene Ontology annotation, cellular component: cytosol. Gene Ontology annotation, molecular function: pyridoxal phosphate binding; L-aspartate:2-oxoglutarate transaminase activity. Gene Ontology annotation, biological process: L-aspartate biosynthetic process.